UUGUCCUCGUGUAAAAUUAGACCGGCCGCUGAUGACGGAAACAUAAACACCUCAUUCCCGGCCCCAAUGGUUCCCUCUUGUUCUUGGACGCCAUUCCAUUCACUCUUUUGCCAUGGCGACGUUUAGUUUAUUACAUGCCGCUCUUUUUUUCUGGGUGGCUCUGGUAGCUGCCCAGAGUUCCAGCCUCGAGGCUCUUAAGCAUAAGGGCUGUUAUCGGGCAAGAUCGCGGAAUUUUGUUGUUGGUGGAUUUUCACGAAACGAGGUUCAGCGCCAGAAGUGUGUCGAUACAUGUACCCGGCGCGGUCAGCAAUGGAUUGCGUUCGAUUCUGUCAACUGCUUCUGCAGUAAUGCCGCACCUCCGAGUUAUCAUCAGGUCGAUAAUAACCGCUGUAAUGCGCAGUGUGUUGGUAUUUUGAAUGGUGACUGCGUCAAGCAGCCAAGAAACCAUGCCUUUGGGAAGGAGGACGAACUUUUCGCCGUUUUCUCCAUUCCUUCUAUGGCCAAUGACGAAACAAAUGCACUGCCAUCGCAUCACAGGCAGGGACCAUCUAUUCAGAAAACCGAACCUAAGCAACUCGCGACAAACCGUGGCAAGGUUGGCAAGAUCACGGCGCAGGGAUGCUAUCAUGUUACGAUGCGCCCAACAUUCCGUAAGAGGAUGCUGAUUCGCGACGAUGACACCCGCCGCGACUGCGCUAAGGCAUGCGCUGAGGAUGGAAAACCUCUUGCUUUCAUCAGUGGAAACGCGUGCUACUGCGGUAGAAGGUAUCCCCGACCAGACUCUGUUGUCGGAGCCUACAAAUGUUACAUGCCUUGCCUGAGCGACGACGACGAUCGAUGCCAGCGCGCAACUCAGUACAACCCAGUUCGCCACAGUCCUUAUAUCGCUGUUUACGACACUGGCCUUGGCGUUGAUGUUGAGAUCCACGAUCCUUUCACUACAUCGCAAAACGCCGAGGAGACAUCUACGAAGCAUACUGAGCCGAAUGGGCAUCCCGGACAAGCUUGCUACAAAACAGUGCCCACAGAUACCGUCUCCAAACCGUUUGCGCGCAAUAGUCCUAUGCUAUGCCACCGCUUCUGUCAGCGAGAGGGUCGUAUGUAUGCGUUCACCCUGGAUCAGAUCUGCCACUGCAGCAAUGAGUAUCCCGAUAAGAAGGAUGAACUUCCUGAUUCUCAGUGUAAUGUUCAGUGUCCCGGAACAAAUCUUUUCAACUGCGGUGGCGACAAUGUCGCUUUCAGUGUUUACAACCUCGGCCCCGAGAGGAGACCUGUCAUCGAGCCUAAGCCUAUAAGACAGAUUGAGCGAUGCUUCUACGAUAUCCCCAUGACUGCAAGCCGCAUACCUCUAGACCCAGGCGCAAUUUCAAAGCUCCCCUCAUCCUGCAUCGACUCGUGCAAAGCCGCAGGACAAGGUGUUGCAUUCAUCAAAGGCUCGCAAUGUCACUGUUCCCAAGGCUAUCCUCGCUCUAGCUCCACAACAGACCUUCGUGAAUGUCAGAUCCCUUGCGCUGGCGACUCUCAGUAUUCUUGUGGAGGCCACGGUGGUACUGCAGAUACUUUUUCGGCAUAUAGGACUGGCUAUGCUGGUGGGAGAUACCGCAUCCAACAAGAAUCCAAUAACGGGGGCAAUAUACAGAAGCCUUAUGAGGAGCCGAGCUUAGGCUAUGUCACAUCACAUGGCUGCUACAAUAUGCAGUCUGCUACCUUGACACACAAGAAGCUUGAGAGCAUGAACAACCUUGAACAAUGCGCUCGCUAUUGUCAGCGCGAGGAUAAGCCUGUCGCUGCUGUUCAGCGUGGCUGGUGCUUAUGCUCUGAUACGUACCCUGCGAAGAGCGCACGGGUCGAUGAUGCCCAGUGUGCGAACUGGUGUCCCGGUUGGUCUCGUGAAGCUUGUGGUGGGAGAAGAGCUUGGAGUGUUGUGAACACAGGAAUUGCCACUAAAGUGGUGGAUGAUGAGCUCAAGAUUGAGGAAGUCGAGCGACCCGUUCAGGUUUCGAAACGCCCAACGGAGAUGGGACUGUCCAAGCUGAAACCCCAUGGCUGUUUCACCCUUCCAGGCUUCACCUCUUCGUAUCCUCCACGGGUCAGGAUCACAGGACCUUAUCGAAGCUCCAACGGAGAUUCUUGCAACCGUCAGUGUACUAUCAAGGGAUAUUCCGUUGCACUUCGCCAUGGAUCUAGAUGCUUCUGUUCCAAUAAGCUUCCAGAUGAAUCUGCGCGAAUUAACGACGAUAAAUGUUGGUUUACGUCCAUUUUUGAUACACGCGAGCAGUGUGGCGGACCAGAUGAUGCUUAUUCUGUGUACCGUCUUGGUUCUAACUGGCCUGAUCCUGAGGAAAAGGAGGUUCCCAAGGGCGAUAACCCCAGUAACUUCCCUGUGAAAAGACCACAGUGUCUGCAUCAUGGCAUGGAGCGCAUCUAUGAGACUUCAUCGUGGGCUAUCACCAAGAUUGGUGAGUUUGCUCAGAACGUUCGAGACGGAUUGGCUGGAUUCCUCGACAAGGCUCAGGAUGUUUUUGAUGCCUGUCUUUGGAGGGUUAUGGUUGCCUUCUCAGAUGUUAUGUAUAGUUUGGGAUGGAGAUCGAGCUCAGGUGAUGUUGAUCUAUAGAAUAUAGCUAUAUAUAAUUUCUUAUGUGGUUUCACACAGAUCUCAACAGUUCAUACACAUGAUGCAUUUCUGCU
Molecule: messenger RNA, 2688 nt
Organism: Fusarium oxysporum Fo47
Lineage: Eukaryota; Fungi; Ascomycota; Sordariomycetes; Hypocreales; Nectriaceae
Exons: 1
Coding region: 113-2614 (833 amino acids)
Cellular component (GO): plasma membrane
Source: RefSeq, a predicted model, not a curated record